AAAAAAGUACUGGGAAGAAAUGGAGAAGAGAUUUGGCUACCCGGGCAGUUCUUGCCCAUGCAGGUGUGCAUAAUGCGUAGGAAUGCCAGACAGACCUGAGUCACAGGUAACCUCCCCUGCAUACAUGCAACACGCCUAAUCACACCUGAGAUAAAGAGAAAACUGCUUCUUUCCUACUUUACUUGCCUAACAGCUAUAGGUGCUGCUACUAGGAACUCCUCCAUUUACCCUGGAGAAAAGAAAAACAAGCCAGAGGGAGUUGUUUUAAAAAAAAACAAACAGCAACAGCAGCAGCAAAAAGGUGGAGGGAGUGAAAAGGUGUGAGACAAUCGUGGAUCAGAAGCAACCAGGAGACCUGAAGAGAUUACAGAAGACCACAUUAAAGGAGUUCAAGAAUUAUCAAAUGAGUCUGAGCUGAGCCAUUGCUGACUCCACAGUCUGCUGUAUUUCAGGAAGAAUGGACAAGCUCUUGGGAAGGAUGUGGUUCCAGCUGCUUCUGUUCUCCCUGCUUUUUAUCUUGGGCCAAGGGAAAAAAAUUAACCAAUGUGUGGCUUCUAGGGCAAAAAGCUGCACUGAAUGCAUCCGAGUGAGCAGCAACUGUACUUUUUGCACAGAUGAGAACUUCAAAGGCAUCCGUUGUGAUUUGGAAGAUAAUCUAAGGAGCUAUGGCUGCCAAAACAACAUAAAAGUAAAGUCUGGAGAGGUAUUAAUGACAAAGAAUUUCCAAAUUGAUACAACUCUGAGGAAAACACAAGUAUCUCCGCAGCACGUAUUACUCAAACUGAGACCGGAUGACGAAGUAAACAUUGCCAUGCAGGUGUUUGAGCCCACUGAACCUCCUGUGGACCUCUACAUCCUUAUGGAUUUUUCAUAUUCCAUGUCUGAUGACUUGGACAACCUGAAACAAAUGGGCCAGUACCUUGCAAAUUUCUUGACGGAGCUGACGCAUGACUAUACCAUUGGUUUUGGCAAAUUUGUGGACAAAGUUACAGCACCACAGACAGACAUGAGGCCCAUAAGAUUGCGGGAACCUUGGUUUAAUGCUGACCCGCCUUUCUCUUUUAAGAAUGUCAUCCGUCUAACCAAUGAUAUCAAUAAAUUCAGCCAGGAAUUGAUGAAGGAACGUAUAUCAGGGAACUUGGAUGCUCCUGAAGGUGGCUUUGAUGCUAUAUUGCAAACAGCAGUUUGCAAGGAGAAUAUUGGGUGGCGGAAUGACAGCACUCACCUCCUGGUCUUCUCCACUGAGUCGGCCUUCCAUUACGAAGCUGAUGGCGCCAACGUCCUUGCUGGAAUCCUAAGAAAGAAUGAUGAAAAAUGCCACCUAACUCAAGCAGGGACUUACACCUUUGAUACCAAGCAGGAUUACCCCUCAGUGCCUACCCUUGUGCGCCUUCUGGGGCGGAGUAAUAUCAUCCCUAUUUUUGCUGUCACCAACCACUCCUAUGAUUACUAUGAGAAACUGCACAAAUAUUUUCCAAUUUCUGAAAUUGGGAGGCUUCAAGAAGAUUCUUCCAACAUUGUGGAAUUGAUCCGUUUGGCUUUUAAGCGCAUUCGUUCCAAGAUGAGCAUUCAAGCUUACGAUAUCCCAAAAGCCAUGAAAACUGAAAUAUCAUCCUCAAAAAGUGAAAAAAUGGAGUCUGGUUCAUUGCAUAUUGUUCAAGGCGAACUGAAAACUUUCAAUGUGAAUUUGAAAGCUAAGCACUUUGCUGACAAGCAUGUCUGUGAUCUCCCAGAGAAGGAGCGGAAAGGUAUUAUCCACAUUAAGCCCUCCUCUUUCAGUCACAAAAUGGAGAUUGAUGCCUCAAUUCUCUGCGACACCUGCUCCUGUGAAAAGACUCAGGAAGUUAAAUCAUCAAAGUGCAGUUACAAUGGAAAUUUUGUCUGCGGACAAUGUGUGUGCAAUCCAGGCUGGCGGGGGGACCAGUGUAGUUGCUCAACAUCCUCCUUUACUGAUACUGAGGCCUGCACACGACCUGGAGAUAAAGAACCCUGUUCUGGCAAAGGAGAAUGCCUUUGUGGGAUCUGUCAGUGCUAUUCUGAAGAUCUCAUCCAGCGUUAUGAAGGACAGUAUUGUGAAUUCGACAACUUGCAAUGUUCCCGCACUUCUGGAUUCCUCUGCAAUGACCGGGGACGAUGCUACAUGGGCCAGUGUGUAUGUGAAGCUGGUUGGGAAGGCGCCGGCUGUGAGUGUCCCACAAGCAACGAAACCUGUGUCAGCAGCAAUGGGCUGAUUUGUAAUGGACAAGGGAGAUGUGAAUGUGGUCGAUGCCUCUGUAAUAACCCCACUGCUCCCCAUACUGAUCUCAACUGUGAACUUGGAAACUUGGCUUUCCAGCAAUUGUGUGAGGAAGAAUUCCGAAGUUGCAUCCAGUGUCAGGCUUGGGACACUGGAGAGAAGAAGGGACAGAAAUGUUCAAAGUGCCAUUUCGAGAUCAAGCUGGUGGAUGAAUUAAAGCAAGAACAGGUUUGUACCUUCCAAGAUGAGGAAGAUGAUUGCCUUUACCGCUACACUAGGGAAGAAGGCACCAAUCUAUCACAAAACAAUACUGUUCUUGUGCAGAAGAAAGAGUGUCCACCAGGAAGUUUUCUUUGGCUUAUCCCCCUACUCAUUUUUCUGAUACUACUCCUGGGGUUGCUGCUCCUCCUAUGCUGGAAAUUCUGUGAUUGUUGCAAGCAUUGUUUGGCGUUGCUACCCUGUUGUGCACGAGGUCGCAUGGUUGGUUUCAAGGAGGACCACUAUCUGCUCAGGCAGAGUCUCAUGGCAUCAGAUCACCUGGACACUCCAAUGGUGCGCAGCGGUAAUUUGAAAGGGAGAGACACAGUCCACUGGAAGAUCAGAAACAAUGUGCAAAAGCAAGACUACUCAUCCUUCGCCUUCAAUCCCAAGGAUAUCAUUCCAUAUGGGCUCUCUCUCAGAUUGACACGCCUUUACACCCAAAGUCUUGCAAAACUGGAUAGCCGUGAAAAAGAGCAACUGCAGAAAGAAGUGGAGGAAAAUCUGAAUGAAGUGUACAGAAUAAUCCCAGGUUUCCAAAAGUUCCAGCAGACAAAAUUCAGGAUUCAGCCAAAUGCUGGAAAAAGGCAAGACCACACAAUCCUGGACACGGUGCUCCCAGCUCCCCGCUCAGCCAGGAACGAAAUUAUCAAAGUAACAGAGAAGCAUGUCUCGCAAGGAGCUUUCAAUGAAUUAAAAGUGUCGCCUGGUUACUACACUGUGAUUGCUGACCAAGAUGCCCAGGGCAUGGUUGAGUUUCAGGAAGGGGUAGAGUUGGUGGAUGUUCGGGUUCCCCUGUUCAUCAGGGAAGAGGAUGAUGAUGAAAAACAGCUGCAUGUAGAAGCUAUUGAUGUUCCUGUGGGCACCGCAAAAAUUGGUCGUCAUCAAGUCAACAUCACCAUAAUAAAAGAGCAAGCAAAUAGUAUCAUUAGCUUCCUGGAGCCAGUUUAUUCAUACAGCCGCUUUGACCAGCUGGCUAAGAUCCCUUUGGUUCGAGAAAUAUUGGAGAAGGGAAAAUCCCAGAUAACAUACAGGACACGAGAUCUCACAGCUCAGCAAGGCAAAGAUUAUGUUUUUGCGGAGGGUGAUCUGAUCUUCCUGCCUGGAGAGAAGCAGAAGGAAGUACAAAUCAAAUUGAUGGAGUUGACAGAGAUUGAUGCCCUCCUUCGGAACCAGCAGCUGAAACAAUUCGCAGUGGAUCUCAUCAAUCCCAGGUUUGGGGCAAAGGUUGGCAAAUACCCUCAAACCAUAGUGACAAUUGUUGAUCCAGAAAAUGUGUCAUCAGAGAUUCAGUUUCCAUAUUCUCCUAGAGGCACUCUUAUAGCACCUCUUAAUCCAAAUGCACAGGCUUUAAGCUCUAGAAAGAUCCGCUUCAAUUGGUUGCCUCCACCAGGCAAACCAGCAGGAUACAAGGUGAAAUAUUGGAUCCAAGGAGAUCCUGAAUCAGAGGCUCAUCUGUUUGAUUCCAAAGUACCUUCGGCAGAGCUGACCAACCUGUACCCCUACUGUGAUUAUGAAAUGCAAUCCUGUGCCUAUAAUGCUUUGGGCGAAGGGCUUUAUUCUAAGGUGGUCCACUGUCGAACACUUGAGGAAGUUCCUAGUGAGCCUGGGCGCUUGGCCUUCAAUGUCAUAUCCUCCACUGUGACGCAGCUGAGCUGGGCUGAGCCUGCAGAAACAAAUGGCAUAAUCACAGCUUAUGAGGUCAGCUAUGGACUCGUCAACGAGGAAAACAGACCCAUUGGCCCCAUAAAGAAAGUCUUGGUGGAGGAACUCAAGAAGCGGAUGGUUCUGAUUGAAAAUUUACGGGAAUCACAGCCCUACCGUUAUACAGUGAAGGCAAAGAAUGGAGCUGGAUGGGGGCCAGAAAGAGAAGCUACAAUUAACUUGGCUACACAACCAAAACGCCCUAUGUCCAUUCCUAUCAUUCCUGAUGUACCAAUAAUUGAUGCACAAGGAAGAGAAGACUAUGACAGCUUUCUAAUGUACAGCACAGAUGUAUUGCGUUCACCAGCUGGUAGCAAGCAUCCCAGCGUCUCAGAUGACUCUGAACACCUGAUGAAUGGCCGACUGGAUAUUGCCUUCCCUGCCGGUAGUGGAAGUUUAACCCGAAAUCAUCUAAGUCCACAUGUAUACCACGAGAGAAGAGUGAUCGGAAACUCAUCGCUAACCAGGGAGUAUACCACGGUGUCUGGACAUGACCCAUCCAAGAAUGUUUUCUCUCCCACGUACGAAGAAACUAGAAGGAUACCCCAGAUCCCGCAGGAUGCGGGCUUUAGGAGGGCAAAUGUGAUGGGUUACUCUGACAGCAGUGAUGCUCGGGAUUCUAUAGUCAUGACUGAUGGGCCCUCUUGGAUUUCCAAAUACUUAGAUUCUAGAAUGCAGCUUCUGAAUGUUCCAGACACUCCUACUCGCUUGGUGUUCUCUGCCUUGGGACCAACCUCCCUGAAAGUCAGCUGGCAGGAACCCCACUGUGAUAAAGAAGUACAAGGAUACAGUGUGCAAUACCAGCUUCUCAAUGGAGGCGAAAUAAAGAGACUUACAAUUCCCAAUCCAAUGCAGAACUCGGUGGUGGUGGAUGAUCUAUUACCUAACCACUCCUAUGUCUUCAAAGUAAAGGCCCAAAGUGAUGAGGGAUGGGGUCCAGAAAGAGAAGGUGUGAUAACCAUUGAGUCACAGGUGGAUCCACGCAGCCCUCUCAGUCCCGUGCCAGGGUCACCAUUUACCCUGAGCACACCCAGUGCCCCAGGGCCUCUCGUAUUCACCGCCUUGAGUCCAGACUCGCUUCAACUAAGCUGGGAGAGACCCCGCCAACCCAAUGGCUUAAUUCUGGGCUACAUGGUCACUUGUGAGACUCUGCAGGGUGAAGGGGAACCCAGGACUAUCUAUGUGGAGGGAGAUAACCCAGAGACCACCCUUACAGUGCCUUACCUGAGUGAAAAUGUUCCGUACAAGUUCAAAGUGCAAGCCAAGACCACUCAAGGCUUUGGCCCUGAAAGAGAGGGCAUUAUCACCAUUGAAUCUCAAGAUGCAGGAGUAUUCUCACAAUAUGGAACACAUCAAUUCACCAGGGAGGAAGUCUUCAAUCUCCCUACAGAAUACAACACCCAAACGAGCAUCACUCACUCCCUACUGGAUCCUUUAUAUGCAGAUGGGAUGCUGAUGACCACCCAGCGAGUGGAAAGUGGCGGCACCCUGACCAAACAGAUCACCAAAGAAUACAUCACCAGCACCAUGUCCAGCAAUAGUGGGACAUUCUCCAGACAGACAGAGAGACAAUUCUAUGAAGCUUGAGCGCACAAGGAAACUGCCAAAAAGACACUCAAAUUUCAACAAGAUGUUCUGUGGCCAUCUUCCAGAUGAGAGCGGAUGGCAAUCUCUGUGCUCCAUUAGCCCUAAAAGCCACCCACUGGCCAUUGCUUUUGAAAUAUCACCAGGUGAUAUCUGCACACAGCCUAGCUGGUAACCUAGCAUCUUGUGAAAGGAGCUUUUAACAGAACACUUGGUUAUGAAACUCUCUUGGCUAGUUCAACUCUGAAUCCAGCUCAUGAGUAUCUGCUUUGCUGCUCUGGAUUUGGUUUGAAAUCCUUACCUCAGACCAUUGCUUUUCACUUUGCAUAUUUUAACUGGAUCUCUUCCUCUUUGUUGAAAUUAAGACCAUCCUCAUUUUUUUUUCUUCUGAGCACAAUAACAUCCUGUUUGUCACAUACAUUCCUUGCAAUCCAGGGGAGUUAAUCCAAUUGUUGUAUAGUUGGUUAUAAAAUCCCACGCUGUGCAGUAUAUAGCAAUUCAUUAGCAGAUUAACAAAAAAUACUAUUUUAUGGCGUAAGGUUGCUAAAAUAUAUACAGGUAGUCCUCGUUUAACGACUUUGUUCAGCAGCCAUUUGCAGUUACAACCAUAAUUUAAAAAGUAUGGUAAUUUUAUGACCAAUCCUCAUAUUUAUAACCUUUGCAGGUCAUAAAGCAAAGGACAGUUAAAGCAAGAGCACAAACACAGGCACAGUUUCACUUAAUGACUGCUGAGUUAAGAACUGAGCUGUUGAUCCCAGGUCAUGAUUGCUAAACAAGGACUUACCUGUAAACCCUUUUCCAAAGAAUCCGAUAUAACAUGGGGCAAUUAAAGCAACUUUCCAACUUCAAUAUCAAAUAUUUGGUAUUGUGCAAUGGACAAUUAAUAUCUUUAAGAGGUAGCUCUCAAAAUAAACUGAUUUACUUCUAGCCAACAUUUUAGUUACUUUUGGAUGAGGCUCUUAUGGUGCAAAUACAAUAGCCUUGGUCAGAGUCCCAAUGUGAUUGUUUUCCUAUCUUUUUUUCUUCCAACCACAUAAAAACUAGUGAAUUGACAAUGAUAGCAUCAUGUUAACGUAUUUUUUGGAAAAUAAUCCUAAAACUCCUUUGGAAACAAACUGAAAUCCAAAUUAACAUCGGUGCUAUGGCUGCAUUUUUCAGAAGCUGCCCAGGAAUUCUUUGGUGAGAAGGUCAGAAUGCAAUUACAUGGCAUCUUAUCUAUCUAAAUCAGGGUUCUCCAAGCUUGCCAAUUUUAAGACUUGUGGACUUCAACUCCAUGCUAGCUGAGGAAUUCUGGGAAUUGAAAUCCACAAGUCUUAAAUUUGACAAGUUUGGCGAACCCUGAUCUAAAUGACAGUUUAUUCGUCAGUGCCAAUCAUCACGCAAGGUGUGGGUAAUGCUAGCUGGCUUAUCCUGCACCCCACAUGACUUGAAGGUGCCCCGUAGUUGUGAGUGGUUCUCAGAACAGAUGGACAUAACAUCUGCUGAAAGUGAACAUUUGAUCAAUGCCACUAGGAAGAGUAAUGCAGCUAGGCCCAUUCAGGCAAAAUGUAUCAGUCUGGAGCUCUUAGGAUCUCAUAUUCAGUGCUGUGAAUCAUUCAUAAGAGAUGGAAUUAUUAAAGUUCCUGGACUGUCUUUUAAAAGGGCAAGAUUUCUUUCGUACUGAACAGAAUGAAUGAUUUCCUGGAUCCUUUGUAAGGGAGUUGCAAAUCAUUUCUUCUUAGGAGAAGCUGCAUUAACUUUUAUCUCCAGAGCUUUCCAUUUCUUUUUCUGAUACGAUUUCCUGUUUCUUGCAAACUCUUACUACCGAUUAUUAAACUUUUCCCUCAGAAUAAGAACCACACAUCUUGGUGUAAUCCAAAGAGGUAUCUAACGGCACAGUCGUUCUAAAUAGAAGUUUUAAAAGGCAUCCUAUGCUUUCACUGAUGUAUAAUGAAAAACACAUUAUAAUGUAAAUUACAUGUUUGUAGAUUAUUAUGGCUUGUAGAGGUUGAUGGAAUUAAGUACACAUGCAGUUUCAGUAUUUCAGAAAUCUGACAGAUGGUGCUUUGGACCGGAUGGCUUUGCAUUGCACUUAAUAAACAUUUUCUCUAUGAUCGCA
Molecule: messenger RNA, 7880 nt
Organism: Pantherophis guttatus
Lineage: Eukaryota; Metazoa; Chordata; Lepidosauria; Squamata; Colubridae
Source: RefSeq, a predicted model, not a curated record